CUCAGGCACGGAGGGGCGCAGCGGGACGGGCCCUGCCAGAGGAGGGCUCCGCGGGAGGCCGCCCGGCCACGGGAAGGUCUGGACCAAAGGCUGCCUGCCCUCUGUGCAAAGCAAACGCUCGCUCACACUUGGACUUUCGCUCCGGAGUUGUGCUGAGCUGGCCGCAGCCUCUCCCGGCGGGGACUCGGAGGCCGUGCCGGCAAGCGCCUCGGGACCUCUCCUCCUGCAGCCAUCAUGCCCACGGUGGACGACAUUCUAGAGCACAUAGGGGAGUUCGACUUCUUCCAGAAACGAACGUUCUUCCUCCUGUCUCUGCUGUCGGCGUCCUUCGCCCCCAUCUACGUGGGCAUCGUCUUCCUGGGCUUCACCCCGGACCACCGCUGCCGCAGCCCCGGCGUGGCCGAGCUGAGCCGGCGAUGCGGCUGGAGCCUGGCCGAGGAGCUGAACUUCACGGUGCCCGGCCCCGGGCCGGCGGGCGAGGCCUUCCCGAGCCAGUGCCGCCGCUUCGAGGUGGACUGGAACCGCAGCGCCCUGGGCUGCGUGGACCCUCUGGCCGAGCUGGCCGCCAACAGGAGCCUCCUGCCGCUGGGCCCCUGCCGGCACGGCUGGGUGUACGACACCCCUGGCUCCUCCAUGGUGACCGAGUUUAACCUGGUGUGCGCCCGCUCCUGGAUGCUGGACCUGUUUCAGUCGGCCGUGAACGCGGGAUUUUUCGUGGGCGCCAUGGGCAUCGGCUACAUAGCAGACAGGUUCGGCCGAGCGCUCUGCCUCCUGGCUACCAUCCUCAUCAACGCCGUAUCUGGAGUCCUCCUGGCCGUCGCCCCGACCUACGCAUGGGCCUUAAUUUUCCGCCUGAUCCAAGGGCUGGUCAGCAAGGCGGGCUGGCUAAUAGGCUACAUCCUGAGUAAGAACGCCGGUGGUUGCAGCCAGGGGAACCCACCCAUGGUCACUGCUGCCGAAACACAGUCAGGUGGAGGUGGGGGGUGGCGGGGCAGAAAUUCGGACUCAGCCUCAAGACGGUGUUGAGAGGUAUUUUUUUCCCUGAACGAAGGAAUCUCUAAAAUCUCAUGGGUCUGCUCAUUCUGCAUCCCUCCUACAAAGACAACAACGAAGCCAGAAAUGAGGGUCAGCAAUAAGCCAUCCAGAUUCUUAUGUAACUCGAGAGGAAUUUGUGUUUUCUGCACCUGGGGGAUUUAUGGAGAGAGAAAAAUCUAGCCUGCGAGGCCCGUACAGUAAAAAAUUCAGUGAUGAGCGAUGUGCUAGAUUUAUGAGGGACUUUCAUGCUUUGCGUAAACCCACUCUAGCAAACCACAGUUAUCCACAGUGUAUGAACAGGGAAGCUGGCAAGUGCAUGGUCAGCCCAGUGCCUUGGCCGUCCGUGGGACCAGGCACGUCGUUUACGUCCCACUCAGGAGGAGCCGGACUCAGGCAGAAGCUCUGUGGGGUGCAGGAGAAUGUUUGGGCUCGAACAGCAUAGCAUCUUUAGGGCAAUCUGGAAAACAUCACCCCCACAAUCAGAUCUUGGGGAUGAAUCCCAUCAUCACUUCCCCUUCAGCUACAGUCAAACAGCAUCCACAGCCCUGGCCUAUGUAGCUCGGUUGGUUGGGCGUCAUCCCACCCUCCAAAAGGUCACCC
This is a messenger RNA of Phyllostomus discolor (pale spear-nosed bat), 1635 nucleotides long. RefSeq names its product solute carrier family 22 member 2-like. Bases 235 to 1026 code for a protein of 263 amino acids. Gene Ontology annotation, biological process: transmembrane transport. NCBI's taxonomy places the organism in Eukaryota, Metazoa, Chordata, Mammalia, Chiroptera, Phyllostomidae. Gene Ontology annotation, cellular component: membrane. The transcript has 3 exons. The record is from RefSeq and is a predicted model, not a curated record.